AUGGCGUCAGACCAGGAGCGCGAGCACGCCCUCGCCUCCUUCAAGCAGAAGCUCAUCGAGUCGCGGGAAUGGGAGACGAAACUCAAAAAUUUGCGGUUGGAGAUCAAGGACCUGCAAAAAGAAUUCGAUCACACAGAAGAAAGCAUCAAGGCGUUACAAAGCGUCGGCCAGAUCAUCGGCGAAGUGCUGAAGCAGUUGGACGAUGAGCGAUUCAUUGUCAAGGCCUCGUCCGGGCCGCGCUACGUGGUCGGAUGCCGGUCCAAGGUGGACAAGGCCAAGAUGAAGCAAGGAACGCGCGUGGCGCUCGACAUGACGACGCUCACCAUCAUGCGCAUGUUGCCGCGCGAGGUCGACCCGCUCGUCUACAACAUGUCGCUGGAGGACCCGGGGCAGGUCAGCUUCGCCGGCAUCGGCGGGCUCAAUGACCAGAUCCGCGAGCUCAGGGAGGUGAUCGAGCUGCCACUCAAGAACCCAGAGUUGUUCCUGCGUGUCGGCAUCAAACCGCCGAAGGGCGUGCUUCUCUACGGGCCGCCAGGCACAGGAAAGACGCUCCUGGCCAGGGCGGUGGCGAGCAGUCUGGAGACCAACUUCCUGAAGGUCGUCUCCUCAGCCAUCGUCGACAAGUACAUCGGCGAAUCCGCCCGCCUGAUCCGCGAAAUGUUCGGGUACGCCAAGGAGCACGAGCCGUGCAUCAUCUUCAUGGACGAGAUUGACGCCAUUGGCGGGCGGCGGUUCAGCGAGGGCACGAGCGCGGACCGCGAGAUCCAGCGCACGCUUAUGGAGUUGCUCAACCAGCUCGAUGGCUUCGACUACCUGGGCAAGACCAAGAUUAUCAUGGCGACCAACCGGCCCGACACGCUCGACCCGGCGCUGCUGCGCGCCGGCCGGCUCGACCGCAAGAUCGAGAUCCCGCUGCCCAACGAAGUCGGCCGGCUCGAGAUCCUCAAGAUCCAUGCUGCUGGCGUGGCCAAGGAGGGCGAGAUUGAUUUUGAGAGUGUCGUCAAGAUGAGCGAUGGACUGAACGGCGCUGAUUUGCGGAACGUGGUGACCGAGGCGGGCCUCUUUGCCAUCAAGGACAACAGAGACGCCAUCAACCAAGACGACUUCAACAAAGCGGUGCGCAAGCUGGUUGAGGCGAAGAAGCUGGAGGGCAAGCUGGAAUAUCAGAAGUUGUAA
Molecule: messenger RNA, 1176 nt
Organism: Parathielavia appendiculata
Lineage: Eukaryota; Fungi; Ascomycota; Sordariomycetes; Sordariales; Chaetomiaceae
Product: 26S proteasome subunit P45
Exons: 4
Coding region: 1-1176 (391 amino acids)
Biological process (GO): positive regulation of RNA polymerase II transcription preinitiation complex assembly
Cellular component (GO): cytosolic proteasome complex; proteasome regulatory particle, base subcomplex
Molecular function (GO): ATP hydrolysis activity; ATP binding; proteasome-activating activity
Source: RefSeq, a predicted model, not a curated record